AUGGAUAACAUGUCGCCUGAUCUUCCACGUUCUAAGCGCCUUCGCGCCGAUAGUGCGCUAACGUUAGUGUCCGGCGUCGCUCUCCCUUCCCGCGCUUCAGCCGUUCCCACCCUUGCCUACACCAACACCAAUAUCGACGGUGGACGUCAAGAUCAGCCCGGUCUAUUCCAGGAUGAUCAGUGGCAGGAUGUCUUUAUUCCCGUGUUCAUUGAAGACUCACAUGUUAACAGUGAUGAGAAUCCUUCUGCCGCAUCACGCAAGCGACCAUGGCUGUCGCCGCUUGGUGAGGCGAGCGACCCGCAAUGGCUUCUGAACAAUUUCCCUGAGCUCGGUCCCGACAUACUCCAAUUACCCGCACGUUCAUGCGCGCCGAUAAUCGUCAAUCCAUUCAAUGAUCCUGCGACUAUUCUCCAUCCCCGGCUCCGGCGUUAUGCAGCGCCAGUAGCUAUACCAGAAGAUGGAUUACUCAAUGGCCUGAUCAAAGUUCGCUUGAAUCUAAGCAGAUAUCAACAGAAGUUCCCUGCUGCACGUAUGCAAAAAUUUCCUUGGAAGAAACCAAAACAUGCAGUGCCUUUGAUCGACCAAGACAUAAGAGAUGGAUUAGCGCGUCUACCCCCAGAUUUCGGACGGGGACUAAAGCUUGCUGGAAUAGACGAGAAGCUGUUCGAAUUCUUCCGCAUCGCCAUUUGUGGAGCUACCACCGUUAUCCCGGCCGACAACUGUUAUCUUCAUGAGAUCAUCCCAAUAGCAGUCAAGAGUGACUGUGUGAAGCAUGCAAUCCUGGCACUGGCGGCAACCUACAUACUGGACUACUCGGGGGAGGAGAAAGUGAAGGAAUCGGCGAAUCUGCACUGGAAACGAGCGGUACUUCAACUCGACAAAGAACUCCACGAUACGGAAAGAUGCAAGCCCGGCAAAGAGAACGCAGUCAUCGCCGCCAUGCUUUUGUUCGGCCACAACGAGAAUGUCAACUGGGAGGCUACUAACUCCGGUAACGAGUGCCCACCCUGGUACAAAGCUACUCAGCUUGCGGAACAGGUUCUGGAGAUGUCAGAUCCACUUUACAAUUACCAUUCAGCUAGCAAUGUACAGUGCGCCAGAGCUCGCAUUACGCUGGGGAACAGGCUCGCUCAAUACAACAUCAUGAGCGCUAUAGCUUGUCCACUAGAUCAGUUCCAGGCGAAGUGCUCUUUUACUUGGCUGCUAGAGGGAGAUGAACGUGAGCAGCACAAGAUUGUAGGCAGUACCGCACUUAGUCCGAAGCUCCUGCACACUUUUGCGCAAAUAACUCAUCUCUCCACCAAGCUAUACAAGGAUCCGAAUAGGAUUGCAGCGCGCAAUCUGGGCAGGGUUAUUGGAGAGCGCCUGCAGAACUUCCAGCACCACUCCGAUCUGUCAGAAGGCUACCCCAACCGUCAAGCUCUUCUAGAUUCCUGCGAACUGGAUGAGAACGGCAAGGUCUCCACCGCUGUCAAGACGACCGAGCUCCUAGCGGAGAGUUAUGUGGCAGCGGCGCAGAUCUACCUUUACUGUCGUCUCAUGAGGAAACCCAGAAGACAUCCACACGUUCAGCUGAUUGUCGACCAACUUCUACAGAUUAACGUUCCGCCAGUAUGGCGUACUGUACAGCAUAUAUGGAACUGGCUUGAUGCACGCCACGGGUCAUCAGAAGCAGCGGGUUUGGACGUGUCUGACAUUACGAAAAUUGAUCCCAAUGCUGAGCCAUGGUGGGAAGAUAUGGUAGCCGAGAUCUAUGAGCGCGAGGGUAAGCUGAAUCUGGCGUAG
This is a messenger RNA of Alternaria burnsii, 1785 nucleotides long. RefSeq lists its product as uncharacterized. NCBI's taxonomy places the organism in Eukaryota, Fungi, Ascomycota, Dothideomycetes, Pleosporales, Pleosporaceae. Gene Ontology annotation, cellular component: nucleus. Gene Ontology annotation, molecular function: transcription cis-regulatory region binding; DNA-binding transcription factor activity. Gene Ontology annotation, biological process: positive regulation of transcription by RNA polymerase II. Bases 1 to 1785 code for a protein of 594 amino acids. The transcript has 6 exons. The record is from RefSeq and is a predicted model, not a curated record.